AUGGAAAAGUGGCCUCUCUUUGUUUCUUUCAAUCAACUCCACGUAUUUUUGGGACUCACAGGUUACUACCGACGUUUUAUUGCUCAUUAUGCUAGUAUUGUGGCACCAUUGGCUAACCUGUUGCGUCAUAAUUCUUAUUUUUGGUUUGAGGAGGCUACCAUUGCUUUCCUGGCCCUAAAGCAAGCGAUAAUGGCUGCCCCGAUCCUUAGCCUUUCUGAUUUUUCCAAAGAAUUCAUCAUUGAAACGGAUGCGUCCAAUGUGGGAAUUGGUGCAGUUCUAAUGCAAGACAAUCAUCCUCUUGCAUUUUUUAGCAUGAAAUUGGGUACUUUGGUAUCUCCUUAUACUAUUGUGAAUGGAUUACUUCUCAAAGAUGACCGUUAUGUUUUAAAUCCACAACCCCCCUUAUGUAACUUGGUUAUCAGUGAAUUUCAUGAUACACCAAGUGGUGGUCAUGCUGGGGGGAAGCGAACAGUUGCUCAACUUGCUGUAAAUUUUUUCUGGACAGGUAUGUGCAAGGCAGUAGAAAACUUUGUGGCCGCUUGUCUAAUUUGUCAACAAAUAAAAAACUCCACUCAAGUUCCAACCGGUUUACCCCAACCUCUUCCAAUUCUGGAGGAAGUUUGGGAGGAUAUCACCAUGGAUUUUAUUACGUGUCUUCCUCCGGCUAAUGGAUCCACUGUUAUCUUUGUUGUUGUAGAUCGCCUAUCCAAAUCAGCUCAUUUUAGCGCUCUUCUCGGGUCCUUCACAACUUCUAAGUGGAUGGGCUCUCCAAUUGACGAAGCUUCGUGGGAGGAAGUGGCUUCUUUUCAAGCUUGCUAUCGGGAUUUCCACCUUGAGGACAAGGUGAGUGUUGAUGAGGAGAGAAAUGAUACGAGCCCAUCAAUAACAGACCCAAUGCAUAAUGAGGAAAGGCCCAACAAUGAGGAUGUAGACGUGAGUCCAAUAGUGGAAAAGAGGCAAUCAAAGAAACCAGACUGGAUGAAGGAUUAUGUGUGCAAGUAG
Vicia faba (fava bean) is the source of this 1002-nucleotide messenger RNA. The record is from the annotation of a GenBank genome assembly. Lineage: Eukaryota; Viridiplantae; Streptophyta; Magnoliopsida; Fabales; Fabaceae.